GAAAAGAUCUCGAUCGAUCGUGCCUGUGCUCCCUUGACUAAAUCCCUGCUCAAUACUGAACGCCCAAAACUAAAUGUUAUCUAUGAGGCGGUUGAACAGACCACGCCGGUACCCGACGCUGCUGAUGUGAAUGCUCGUUGCAGUGGCCCAUUGUACAGCACAGUACCACUGCGUAGUUGGAAUGCGGAGUUCCGGCAAAAUCACGUGGUCUUUGUGAGUGUAAAUCGUUUGUUGGAAUUUCGAUUAGUCGCUCGAAAUCAUACACACGACACGGGUGUUGUGAUUGGAUAUUGUCGUCUAGUUCUACGUGAUGAAAUUUUGUCCAAUGGGUUUCGAUUUGAAAACCGAACACUUACUCGAACCUUCCAUCCACUUCCGACCGCUACCCGUUUCUUGGAUGCUGGACUCUUUGUGAUCGGCAAACUCACAAUGGUACUAAACGCCCAUGCACGUGAACUGCACGAUGCGAUCUCAGCCCUCCGGCUUGGCUCGCAGGUGAGUUGA
Molecule: messenger RNA, 504 nt
Organism: Echinostoma caproni
Lineage: Eukaryota; Metazoa; Platyhelminthes; Trematoda; Plagiorchiida; Echinostomatidae
Source: the annotation of a GenBank genome assembly